Molecule: messenger RNA, 255 nt
Organism: Paramecium sonneborni
Lineage: Eukaryota; Ciliophora; Oligohymenophorea; Peniculida; Parameciidae
Source: the annotation of a GenBank genome assembly
AUGAUAUCUUCUCAGAAAUGCUACAAAGAAAGAAUUCAAUACUUACAACUAUUAAUCUUAAUAUUGAUUGAAUUAAUAUAUACAUUUACCUUCUAAAAUUGUUACUAUCAAAUCCCAGAUCUAUAUUCUAAAAAUGGAUUACCCAAUAUCUCAAAUAUAAAAAUAUUGAAGACAAAAAUGCCCACUCUUUUGCAACUCAGUAAAAUGAUUUUACUUGGACCAUUAUUAUUUGCUUCUUAAAAAUUUAUUAAGUGA